Molecule: messenger RNA, 1852 nt
Organism: Medicago truncatula (barrel medic)
Lineage: Eukaryota; Viridiplantae; Streptophyta; Magnoliopsida; Fabales; Fabaceae
Product: cytochrome P450 82A1
Exons: 2
Coding region: 77-1654 (525 amino acids)
Molecular function (GO): monooxygenase activity; heme binding; iron ion binding
Source: RefSeq, a predicted model, not a curated record
UCACCUUUUUAUUUUUCUUCUUAACCCUCAUAUUAUAUCUUCCAUAGAAUCAUCACCUUCAUACUCACACACCCCAAUGGAUUUCUCUCAAAACACAAUUGCAAUUGGCCUCCUUUCAGCAAUCUUUCUCUUCAUAAUUCUAUUCAACCACUCCAGAUCCAUCAAAACCAAACAACCCCCAAUGGUUGCUGGUGCAUGGCCAAUAAUUGGCCACCUUCCCCUCCUAAGCAAAUCUCAAGCAACUCAUCAUCUCCUAGGUGCCAUGGCAGACAAGUAUGGUCCCAUUUUCACCAUCAAACUCGGCACCGCAACGACUCUAGUCAUAAACAACUGGGAAACAGCAAAAGAAUGCUACACAACAAAUGAUACAGCUGUAUCUUAUCGUCCAAACCUCGUUGCAUUCAAGCACAUGACAUAUAAUCAUGCCAUGCUUGGUUUUGCACCCUACGGUCCCUUUUGGCGCGAAAUGAGGAAGAUCGUUACUCUAAGUUUUCUCUCAAACCAUCGGAUCGAUCUAUUAACUCAUGUCCGUGUCUCAGAAGUUCAAACUUCGAUCAAAGAGCUAUUUAGUAUUUGGAAAAAUAAAAGAGACGAAAAUGGUUAUUUGCUUGUGGAGAUGAAGAAGUGGUUUCAUGAGUUGGCUUUUAAUACUGCUCUUAGAAUGGUUGCUGGGAAGAGAUAUUUUGGAGAGAGUGUGAUGGUUAAAGAGGAAGAAGCAAAUCGGUGUUUGAAUGCUUUAAGGGAUUAUAUGCGUUUGAUCGGUGUUUUUCCUAUUGCUGAUGCUAUUCCGUUUUUGCGGUGGUUUGAUUUUGGUGGACAUGAGAAAAGUAUGAAGGAGAAUUUUAAGGAGUUGGAUACUGUUGUGACAGAGUGGUUGAAUGAGCACAAGAAUAAAAGGGAAGAUGGUGGUGAUGAUAAGAGUAAAGGGGAUCAUGAUUUUAUUGAUGUUAUGCUUUCUACAAUCGACGGAACAAACAUUCAUGGGUUUGAUUCGGAUACUAUCAUCAAAGCCACAACAAUGGCACUAGUUUUGGGAGCAACUGACACUAGCAGUGUUACACACAUAUGGGCAUUGUGUUUACUAUUGAACAAUCCUCAUGCAUUGGAAAAAGUUAAAGAAGAAAUUGAUCGCCACAUUGGCAAAGAGAGAUUAUGCAUCACCGAGUCCGAUAUUAACAAGUUAGUAUACCUUCAAGCUGUUGUCAAAGAAACACUAAGGUUGUAUCCAGCAUCGCCUCUUUCUGGAAUUCGCGAAUUCAGAGAAGAUUGCAACAUUGGUGGCUACCAUGUGAAGAAAGGAACUCGACUAUUCACGAACUUGUGGAAGAUCCAAACUGACCCUAGCGUUUGGCCGGAUCCAUUGGAGUUCAAGCCUGGGAGAUUUCUUACAACUCAUAAAGAUGUUGAUGUUAAGGGUCAUCAUUUUGAGUUUUUACCAUUUGGAAGUGGAAGAAGGAUUUGUCCUGGAAUAUCCUUUGGCCUUCGAACCGCGUAUUUGACUCUUGCAAAUUUUCUACACUCCUUUGAAGUUUUGAAAACAUCAAGUGAGCCAAUUGAUAUGACUGCUGUUGUGGAAACAACCAACAUCAAAGUUACUCCUCUUGAAGUCCUCAUUAAACCUCGUUUGCCUUUCAAUUAUUAUGAAACCAUGUAAUCAUAUGUACUAGCAUAUGAUUCAUGCUUAAGGUUAUGAGUCUCUUAUUGUAUCUUCCAAUAGUUGUGAAACAAUGUUACCAAAUUUGGACCUUUUAAUUUGAAUGAAUAAGACGAGUUCCUAAACUAAGGACUCCUUUGUAUUAUUUAGGGUGAUUUAAACUUAUACUGUGAAAAGGAAUCCACUAUUUGAAUUCAA